AUUCCGUCUCCCCUGCUCUCGCCGCCGCUGCAUCCCCCAAACCCUUCGCUUCCCGCCAUUAGAGGGGUGCCAAUUUUUUCACUUUGAGCAAGGGAAGUCAAGAAACAAGAGUAGAAGGUGAUUUAAGGCAUUUUAAGAAGAGCAGAUGGUUUUUCUUCGCCAGGCUUCCUUCAUGUGUUCUCUGCGAAGAAAAUCAAAAGACAUCACUGUGGUGGCAAGAGACACCAUAAGUCAAACUGGGAAGUCAUUGUAGCAUGUUGGCUAUCUGUUAAGAUUCCUUCAAAUACAAACUUGGUGUCUUCUCUUUUUGGACUACUUUUCAGUUUUUGGCCCCGGCUUAUCUAAUUAUUGUGCGAAAGGAGAAGGAACUUAUUUUACUGAACUUAACAUAGUAUUAUUUAGUUCCUGAUUCCUAUGCACGUUUAGUUUCAAAUGUAUCCGUUUUAAAUAGUGGUAAAUUUUUGGCAACAAUGUUGUUGUUCAAAUUUAGUAUCACACAGGUUCAUGCUCAUAUUUCUUGAGAUGGCUUCCAGCACCUAGUCAUCCAAAUCUUGGUUAAAGUUACCAAUAGACUACCCUUUGAACUUACCUGCAUUGGCCUAUUUUGAACUGUAUGAGCUAUGAAGUCAUGGUGUUAUUUGCUAGGUGGAGCGAAAGAAUCUGCAGCGGCCUUCUAUUAAUGAUGACACCUGGUGAAGUUUCUCCAUUGAAAAAAGUUUUAGAAUCUAUGUGGCCAUGGGUCGCCAUCUCAAAUUGUAUAGAUAUCUGCAUUAGUCUAGCAAGCAAAUCUGCCACACCACAACAUUGAUUUCGUUAGACAAAUGCAUAGGAGAUCAUAUUAGAACGUGCCAUUCUCUUGUUACUUUUUGUAAUUCAAUAAGGUUCCCUUCUACCUCUGCUAUAUAUAGGGCACUGCCAUGGUUCUGCAUUUCUCAUCCCCUGUUUUUUUCAUCUUAUCUCUGUUCCAUUUUACUUUGAGAACACAUGGAGGGCUCUAACAUGCAACGCCAGGUUGUGUACCUGAAGAAGUGCCUUUUUGAUCAGGGUUACCUAGAUGAACAAUUCCAUCAGUUGGAAGAGUUGCAGGAUGAUGUUAGCCCUAAUUUUGUGGAAGAAGUGGUGACUUUAUUCUUUAGAGAUUCGUCCAGAUUGAUUGGCAUCAUUGAACAAGCUUUUAAAAUUUUGUUGUGCAGGCAGAAACAUCCUCAAGAUUUCCACAGGUUGAGAACUCAUGUUGAACGCCUCAAGGGCAGUAGUUGCAGCAUUGGCGCUUUGAAAGUGAAAAGUGAGUGCACUCUGUUUGGAGGAUACUGUGAUGAAGGAAAUAUGGAUCGUUGCCUGAGAUCAUUCCAAAAUGUGAAGAGGGAACAUGCUAUAUUACGACAAAAGCUGGAGGCUUAUUUCCAGUUACUGAGACAAGUUGGUCCAUCGGAAAAAGCCAGUGGCUCGGGCAAUUGAGAUAACAGUUCGUGGGAGCCCAUAAUCAACUACUAUCCAACUACUACUGCAUGAUGUACUGAAGUAUCUGCUG
This is a messenger RNA of Dioscorea cayenensis subsp. rotundata (Guinea yam), 1531 nucleotides long. RefSeq names its product pseudo histidine-containing phosphotransfer protein 2-like. Gene Ontology annotation, biological process: phosphorylation; phosphorelay signal transduction system; cytokinin-activated signaling pathway. Gene Ontology annotation, molecular function: protein histidine kinase binding; histidine phosphotransfer kinase activity. Lineage: Eukaryota; Viridiplantae; Streptophyta; Magnoliopsida; Dioscoreales; Dioscoreaceae. Gene Ontology annotation, cellular component: nucleus; cytoplasm. The transcript has 7 exons. The record is from RefSeq and is a predicted model, not a curated record. The coding region runs from base 985 to 1458 and encodes 157 amino acids.